GUACUCCUCCUCAGGCAUUUUUUUCUAAAUUUUGCCCUGUGGUCCCCUAGGGGUCGAAUUUUAUUGGAAAAAAUAUUUAGUUAAAAGAUAGACUAUUCAAUGCAGUUUUUUAUGCUGAUUCCGAAUACCAUAUUUAUUUCGAAUGAGAAUCGACUCUUGAGAGUCAAAAUAUCGAAAUACAGUCUCAAAAGAGAAAAAUUGAUGCAAAAAUGGGUUACAAUUUCCCAAUGCAAGGCAAUUUUGGGGACUUUGCGCCCAUGUUGAAGAACCAUCAAAUAGUGCAUUUUGUAGCCCUAUAUAAGGCACAAUUUCUGAGAAAGUUUGAGGCGUGGGUGCUUCUUCUGAGAUUAACGCCAUUCAUCACAGUGAACCUAUAACUAUCACUUUUGAUCAAAAACAGUAUCAAGUUGAUAAGAAACAACCUUUUUUGUAUCUUCUGAAUAUUAUGUGAUUAAAGAUGUUAGAUAUAUAAACUUGUAGCCCAUCAAAAACUCUACAUAACCGUAUAUAAGGAAUGUUUUUUAUGACAUCCUUCGACUAAUUUAUAGGGACUAUACUGAUUACCUAUAUUUUACCAUUUUGGACCCUACCCCUUCACCAGUAAAUUGAUCAUAACUCUUCCUAAACGUUUUAGAAAACAGACUCAUUAUAUACCAUUGGAUGCGCCUUGAAAUUCUCUACAAGAUGGGAUAUUUGGUUUUUCAAUUCUGGAUAGGUCAUCUUAUCCGACAGGGUCCUUUCCAAUAAGAACUCAUCUGAUUGGUCAAUAUCGAAAGUUAUUCAAAAAACAUUGACCCACCUUAUAUUUUCGUGUCGAUUUUUAAUUCAAUUAAAUUUUUAGUUAUCGUAAAUGUAUAUCGGAAUGUACGCAUACUUUAAUUGAUGAAAUUUGGUUAUCAUUAUUAGAUCAAUUAGAAAAUAGUACAAUACAUUUAAUUAUUAUUCAAUUCAUUAGUGCUCUUCUUGAUGGUUAUCGUUUAUUUGAUUUAAAUAUUUCACGUACUAUAUUAAUUGAACAAAAUCAAUUAAAAUAUAAUAGAACAUUAGAAAAAUUACGUCAACAAAUAAAUGAAACUAUGGUAAUGUUAAAUUUUAUAAUAUUUUCUCCAGGUUCAAAAAAAAAAAAACGAUCAUAUUUCAUAGAAAAUGUCAUCAUAUAG
Molecule: messenger RNA, 1160 nt
Organism: Rotaria sp. Silwood2
Lineage: Eukaryota; Metazoa; Rotifera; Eurotatoria; Philodinida; Philodinidae
Source: the annotation of a GenBank genome assembly